UGUGAAUACCUGUCUAUGGAAAUAAUGGAGCGCUGGAUCAUUAUUGGUUUCCUGUUGUGCCACAGCAGUCUGAACACAAACCAGGCCUCCCUGGAGCUUUGGAAAAUGGCUCUGCGGAGCGGCCUCUUCCUUAACCUCACCAGAGAAGAAGUCCUCAACAUACACAAAGUCUCUGAGGACCUCUUUGAUGGCAUAAAAGGAUACAGCAAGCGCAUUGCAGACAUCAAGGAAUGUCGUGAGCACGUUCUGGCCAACUGUGGAGCAAUGCACAGAGAGCGGAGGCAUUUUCUGAGAGUAGCACUGAAGGAACUGUUCAAAGUUCUUGAAGAUGAACCUGGACUUCUUGGACCAAAGGCCCUAUUUGUCAUGAUGGCUUUGUCAUUUUCCCGUGACGAGGUCAUGUGGCUCGUCAGACACUCAGAGAACAUGCCAAAGAUGAAGACGGUAGAUGACUACAAUGACAAUCAGAUGGCUGAGCUGCUGUAUUUUAUGGAGAAGUUGAGAGGACUGAUGAAAAAGUACAACCAUGUAGUCCAGCGUUACCAUGUUCAAUAUCUUGCACAGUUUGAUGCCUUGCUUCUCAAUGACACCAUACAGAACAUGUACGUUUGUCCAGAGGAGGAGUCGGUUCUGAUGAGCUCGUUUGUCUCAACCCUUUCUGCUCUUUCUAUUAAACAAGUGGACAACAAAGAGGAGUUUGAUUUCAGAGGACUGCGAAUGGACUGGCUAAGACUACAGGCUUAUACGAGUGUAAAUAAAGCACCCCUUCCACUGAAAGACUAUCCUGACAUGGCUAAAGUGAUGAACAUGAUCCAGUUUCACACCAGGAUGGUGGACAGUGUGGAAGAAAUGCUCUAUGAAACCUCGGAGCUCUCCAUAUUGUGCUUCUAUCCUCGUGUCUUUGAGAAGAUGUUCACUCAGAGCAGUGAGGAGAUGACCAUGAAGCGGUACCUCAUGUCCUUCCCUUCUGUCUGCUCUCACUUCAGUCAGUGUGGACACCCACUCUGCCCAGAAGAGGUCAGUAUUCUGUCAUCUGUUUGAAAUUACAUGCUUGACAACAGCUGGGACAAUAAAUUACACUUCAUAUGAAGGUUUAUAAACUACCCCGACUCUAGUAAAAAUUAUUAAAACUAAAAUACA
Molecule: messenger RNA, 1140 nt
Organism: Poecilia latipinna (sailfin molly)
Lineage: Eukaryota; Metazoa; Chordata; Actinopteri; Cyprinodontiformes; Poeciliidae
Product: nck-associated protein 1-like
Exons: 10
Coding region: 16-1041 (341 amino acids)
Biological process (GO): cell migration; neuron projection morphogenesis; cell morphogenesis
Cellular component (GO): SCAR complex
Source: RefSeq, a predicted model, not a curated record